AUUCCAAAAAUGGGAAGCAACUGCUGCACCACCAGGCCCUCAUUCCUCUCAAGCACGAGCCAUAACCCGAUCAAGGAAUCCCCCUCCGUCACUGAAUUGAACCAGCCGAACCAGAACGCAAUCAUGCCUCAUAAAUAAAUUCAAAAUUGAAGAAGAUUUCUUCUAUGAAGAUAUUUAUGAAGAAAUUCGUGAACUUAAACACUUUGAGAACAAACUAGCCAGGUUCAUUAAGGUUAGAGAAAGAGGCAUCUCCAAGCAGAACUUUUACACUGCGAAGGAGUAUAAGUUUAAGAACGACCAGAGUGAUUUUGAGUAUACCCCUAAGUAUUUGAAAGAUUAUGUGUAUACUAAGUAUAUUGAUGACCCAAGAGUUCCACAUCCGUUAGAUGCCUUUGCUAAUGAGUCUAACGAAGGAACACGCAGGGUAUAUAUUUAUGAGAGUAUGAAUGGGUUCACCCUUGCUCAGCUUAUGUCAGGAAAAGUGAAGCAAUACAGGCUGCCAGGUGAUUUUGCUGUUUCAAAUACUGGUGAAUUGGAAGACCAAUUGGAUUCAGGUCCUAUUGCUUAUGACAAGUGAUGUGUUAUUUUCAAACAAUUGCUUGAUAUAGUCAUGAUGAUACAUGACAAAAACAUUAUUCAUAGAGAUAUAAGCCCUCAUAAUAUCAUAUUUCAAGAGAAAGGCAACAUCCGAUCUAUAAAAUUAAUCAAUUUCGAGAAUGCUCUCUUUGUAGGAGAUUCUGAACAAAUAGAAGCACAUUGUAACUCUGUCCUCAGAGAUUAUGCUGAGUCAUAUUUCUUGCAAAUGAGAGAGAAGCUGCUUAAUAACAUGAAAAUUCACUUGAAAAGCGGGAAAAAUUUUGAUGAUAUCUUAGAGGAUAAUGUCGCUUUUAUUGCUCCAGAAAGAGCUAAUCUUCAACCAUAUGACAAGAGGGUUGAUUAUUAUGCCUUAGGAGUAAUAUUCUCCAUGAUGCUUGGAAACAGACAUCCCUACUUUCACUUGGUUAGUAGCAAUAGUUUUGAUAAAUUUGUCCAGAAUAUAAAUUAUAGCAAAUAAGGAAGAUCUUCAGCCAAAAUUUCCAUAUGUGUUUAAAAGUAUUCCUCCUAAGCUUACUAAGCUAAUCAAUAAUUUAAUUUGAAUUGAUCCAAACGAUAGACACACUCAGAUUAAGAUCAAGAAAGGAUACCUUAUUCUAGAUUUUGAGUAUAAAAAGUUCUUUGAACACAAGAACAAGAAAAUUGGUAAGGAAAUUUGAUGCUGUCAAUAUUAUCAAAGAUCUUCAGUUGAUGUCCAAAAUAGUAAUUUACAGACGGUUCUUCUCAUCAUAUGCCAGAUCAGAAGAAAUUGAAGAAAUGAGGAAUGUAUUUGAAAAUGAGCUCUGUGAGUAAGUCUCUACAAGUCAUUCUCUAGGGAUUCCAUCGAAGAAGAUGAUUUACAAGGAGAUAAAAAGGUUCCAAAGAUCAAAGUCUUAGCUUAUUUAAGCAAUAAAUUACUUCCUUCUCAGGCUCAUAGUAUUGAAAAUGAGAAAGAUUCAGCUAAGAGAAUUGAGAAACAGCUUACUCAUAAAUACCUUGAAGAAGAAAGGAAAUUUAAUGAGGUUAAUAGGGACUAUUUAAACCUUAUUAGCCUUGUUUACGAGAACUAUAUGACUCCUGGGAUACUGCAGACAACUGAUGAUUCAGAGUACAUGAUGCUAACAGAGUUUAUGAUGCUGGCUCUCUCCCUUGAAAAUGUAACCGAUCCAAAAGAGAUCAUUAUCGAGAAUAUAUUUUCUAAUUUAGACAGAAAAGGGGAGGGGAAGAUUGAAAAAGCUGUCUUACUCAAGAUCCUGAGAGAAGGCCUGAUCAUGAAGGAUACAAUGAUUAGAGCAAUCAGAAGUAUUUCAGGAGAUCAUAAAGAUACAAGUUUAGAUAAAAGAAUGCAAGAGUUAUGUGACACAAUACUCAGUCAGAUGCUUUCCAACAUGAAGUAUGAUCAUGCUGGCAGAUUUUCAAAAGCUGAAUUUAUGAAGUUCAUGAUUUCAUAAAGACUUAAGAUUUUAUAUGAAAACUUAGUCUCAACU
Messenger RNA from Moneuplotes crassus, 2060 nucleotides. Lineage: Eukaryota; Ciliophora; Spirotrichea; Euplotida; Euplotidae. The record is from the annotation of a GenBank genome assembly.